Molecule: messenger RNA, 1701 nt
Organism: Orbilia oligospora ATCC 24927
Lineage: Eukaryota; Fungi; Ascomycota; Orbiliomycetes; Orbiliales; Orbiliaceae
Exons: 2
Coding region: 1-1701 (566 amino acids)
Source: RefSeq, a predicted model, not a curated record
AUGGCAAAAUCCUGGCCAUCUGGUAUUGAUAAAGGCUCCGAAUUACAGUUCAGCCUUUUAGAAUACUGCCAACCACCGGCAAGAGAGCCGUCAAAAGAGUUAUCAAAAGACUCCCAGGAUACCGGCCAAGAUGAGCAAACCUCUGACCCGCGCUCAGCAGAUGAAAUAGAUAAAAAUGAAGCCAAAAAGGCGGAGGAGCAGGAAGAUAGCGAAGGGUGGACCGAAACUAGUGGAGGUUCCGAGACAGCAGUGGUUGCUGAGAAACCUUUGACAAAUGGAGACAACCAAAUUAAAGAUGAAACCAACAACCAAGGCAAUACACCUCUAAACCUCUCGGUCAACCCUCUGAAGGAGUACUACGAAUCUCCAGACCUCAAAGUUAUCAUAAAAGGCGACCCCGACGGAAUGGCUUUUUUGGUUUCAUCGCAUGCGCUUGCGAUGGCAUCGAAAGAAUGGAGGAGCAAAUUAAGUCCAAACAAUCUCAAAAACUUAGAAAGACAUACAUUUGAGGCAUCUAGCGACGGGGCUAUAAAGGUCUUGUGCUUGGAAGAUGUUGAUCCUUCAUCUUUGGAUAUCCUAUUUCAGGUAAUUCAUUGGAAAACCGAAGAUUUACCCCAACAUUUGACAUUUGACGCCCUUCGGAAGCUCGCCACAGCUUGCGAGAAGUAUGGUUGUGGGAGAGUUUUGAAUCCCUGGCCGCUGGUCUGGAUGGAGGAAUACGAAGAGCAAGCAGUACGUCCAGGUUUCGAGGAUUGGAUGUUCAUCGCUCAAGCACUGGAUACCAGGAAUGCUAAAGUCGAUGUGAUUUCCCGGCAAAUGGUCCUUGAGAUAUCCUCGAUCAGCAAGUGUGGCACAUACCUUCGACGUGAUGUACGAGGAGAAGGAAUUUCUGCGCAUACUACCGAAAUAGAGGUGAAUCUUAUACCUCCCAGAGUACUUGAAUAUAUACUUCAAGAACGCACAAAAGCAAUUGAUCAAGUUAUUUGUUUACUUAGGCAAUUCCUCAGCGAUAUUGCCAGUGCUAGUUCGGGCUCUUACGGAUUAAGAGAGGAGUUCUGCCUCAGUGAAACUUGUUCCGACAUAGCUUCAGGGUCGCUUCUUCGAAACUUGAAGGCCUUGAAUUUAUGGCCUUUAUUACGCUCUGGGACGCCACAAGAAUGGCAUGGAUCGCUCACCACUCUGGUUAUGCAAAUUGAGACAAUCAGAAUGACAACCUUCCUCAAAUUUGUGGCCACCGAAACUAGUCCUGAGCCUAGUCCCGGCCCCAGUCCUGAGCCUGAACCUAAGGUACCAAAACCUAAAAACCCUCUAAAGCACCAAUCAAAGCAAAAAAGGGAUAAACCAAAGCGAGAGGCCGCCUACCUCGUAAAACAAGUGCUUCCUCAUGCAAAUCCCGGGCCCUCCAGAGCAGAUUCAAAUAUAACACAAGCCCAGGCACAAUCGGCACCGCCGGAACUCCCCGCCCAAAAUAAGCCUAGCUCCGAACCCCUCUUCGGCACUGGAGACACGGGAGAGAUCGCUUUCAACCUCUACGAUAAUCAAACCUGGGAGUCUCCUCUGUUCGGAGGAAUGUUGUACUUCAAUGAUAUGGAUGAUAGAUGGGCAGCCACUAUGAAAGAACUUCGCUACGAGCACCCCGCUUUCGAAGCUAUGUAUCGUUUUCGAGGUAAUCUCUUCUCUAUUUAUCGAGCCCAAGUAUAA